UUAUGGAAGUUACUAAAUUAGAAGAGAAUUUAAGUGUCAAACAGUUGCAACAAGUGCAACUUUUGAAAGGCUAUGAAAAGCUUGAAAACUUAAAAGUGACCUUUUUGAAGCUUCAAGAAGAUGAACAAAAUUUGAAAAGUUUAAAUGACGUGCUUAUGGAGAAACAAAGAAACUUACAGACGCUUUUGGAGAAAACGCUGGCCGAUGAAAUAAACGUAGAAUGUAUUUUGGAUAAUAAACUAGGAAAAGUAAAUCAAAGAACAGAUCAACAAGGAAAUCUCGAUAUUCUCUGUAAGAUGGGUUAUUGUAUAAUGGAAAGUAUGGAAAAUGAUUUUAAUUACGUAAAAAUAAGUUGCAAGCACUUUUAUGUUCUUUUUGUGAAAGAUCAAAGUAAAUACGAAGUACGAGAAAUCUAUCCUGGUCAUCCAAAUUUUCGAAAUAUACAACAGUUUCUAUCCGACACCCAAGAUUUGAAAGGAAUGCUAAGCUAUUUAAGAGAAUAUUUUUUAGAUAACGAUUUAGUAAAUCGGUCACAAAGCGAUCGCAUCGCGAACAAUACCAUCUGAUACUUGUGCACGGCCGAAUCGGCAGAGCAUCUCAUUUUUGGUUGCAGAAAAUUUGAUCUCAUUAGACAGCCUUUCAAAACAUUCAGCAUAUAUAAGAAUCUUUAUGAAAUUUUUCGUGCUAGGAACAAUACUCAUCCCAAGAGGCUGGAUGUGCCUUUUAAACCAAUUUCAAUCUAUUUUCAAUAUAUUACUAAUUAUUUGUACUCUGUUUUUCCGUUAUUCCCCCAGUGUGUAAUUAAACAUUCUAAAUCAGUGAAAGCUUGUAAUCAAUCGUCUGGAAUGGAUAGUACUCAACUGAAAACCGCUACACCCCUGUCUCUUAAUCAAAGAGAACGCUAUCAUCAAUUCUUUCCAAACAUCAUCUAAAUAACGCAGAGGAUUAUCAAUUAGCAAAAACUUAUCAUGCUGCAGGAUGUGUUGCUCAUAUAGUCAACAUGC
Messenger RNA from Glossina fuscipes, 1004 nucleotides. RefSeq lists its product as uncharacterized. NCBI's taxonomy places the organism in Eukaryota, Metazoa, Arthropoda, Insecta, Diptera, Glossinidae. Bases 3 to 566 code for a protein of 187 amino acids. The transcript has 3 exons. The record is from RefSeq and is a predicted model, not a curated record.